ACAUUCUCUGAGUGUAUGAAAGCUUCUAAGAAUGAGAUCGAAGUGUUCUUUCCAAACAAGAAUGUGUGGAAGGAUUUCGUCGGGAAGGAGGAGAAGGAAGAACCAGCUGGAGAUCAGGGGUGGAAGACUGCCAAUAGAGAGGAAGCUUCGGCAGCUUCAGAGACUGAUUCCUGGCUGCGGCCAUGGAAUAGGGGGUGUCGAGAACUUGCUCCAGAGAACUGAAGAGUAUCUGUUCUUGUUACGUCUUAAACUCAGUUUGCUCCGCAUAUUAUCCACUUGCUAUGGAGUCUAAUAACCAUUUCUGGGUUUGAUUUGUAGUUAAUCAAACUCUAUGCUACCUUAUAUUUGUGUACGUAUCAAGGGGACGAUUAUGCAAACCAUCCUCUCCCUUCCUUUCCUUCCUACCCCAGCUACCGCGUGCGGUUUCGCCUAGUUUAGUAGAAUGGUAGAUGUAUCCAUAAGCUAUAUGUUGGGGUGUCCCUUUUUUUUCUUUUUUCUUUUUUCUUUUUUUUCAUAUCUCAAAUAAUAAGUUAUAAAAUAAAAAAUAAUUGUUUUU
This is a messenger RNA of Rubroshorea leprosula, 556 nucleotides long. The record is from the annotation of a GenBank genome assembly. NCBI's taxonomy places the organism in Eukaryota, Viridiplantae, Streptophyta, Magnoliopsida, Malvales, Dipterocarpaceae.